AUUGUGUCAACAGCGCGCGCUGUGUUUUUGUUCCACGUCAAAUAUCAGUGGUAAAGUUUUCCAAAACACACUCCCGCAGCGGCCCCUAAUUUUGCACCCAUUUCUUGCAACAAAUUUUGCUCACCCGCACCCGCAAAAUGGUAUCCGUGCUCAACACGAUCGAUACCGGCCACGAGGACAUGAUCCACUGUGCCGAUGUAGAUUACUACGGGCUCCGGUUGGCCACCUGCUCGUCGGACAAUUCGGUCAAAAUUUUCGACAUCAAGAACGGUGCCCAGACGCUGGCGGCCGACCUGAAGGGCCACGGAGGUCCGGUGUGGCAGGUGGCCUGGGGCCACCCCCGGUACGGUAACGUGCUGGCCUCCUGCUCGUACGACCGCAAGGUGAUCGUGUGGAAGGAGGCCGGCCCGGGCGACUGGACCAAGUGGUACGAGUACAGCAACCACGACUCGUCGGUAAAUUCGGUCGCCUGGGCACCGGCCGAGUACGGGCUGGUGCUGGCGUGCGGUAGCUCCGACGGUUCGAUCUCGAUCCUGACCGCCAACGUGGAGGCCGGCACGUGGGACUGCAAGAAAAUCCCGAACGCGCACACGAUCGGCUGCAACACGGUCAGCUGGUGCCCGGCGACCGUCCCCGAGCCGGCGUUCGAUCAGCGCCCGAGCAAGACGAACCUCGCGGUGAAGCGGCUGGUGUCGGGCGGGUGCGACAACGCGAUCAAGAUCUGGAAGGAGGACGGCGACCGCUGGGAGGAGGAGAAGCGGCUCGAACUGCACUCGGACUGGGUGCGCGAUGUGGCGUGGGCCCCGAGCGUCGGUAUGCCGCGGCACCAGAUCGCCAGCUGCUCGCAGGACCGGCGGGUCGUGAUCUGGACGAGCGACGAUCUGGCGAACUGGCAGCCGGCCGUCCUGCACAACUUCGACGACGUCGUGUGGAACGUGAGCUGGUCGCUGACGGGCAACAUUUUGGGCGUGUCCGGCGGCGACAACAAGGUCAGUCUGUGGAAGGAAACGGCCGAGGGCCAGUGGAUCUGCAUCAGCGAGGACACGAACAGUGCGUCCACCGGGGCGGCGGCUCAGAACAACUUCAUCCCGGAACAGCGAACACUGUAAAAGGGUGACCCGACGUGCGUUUCUUUUUUUUCAACCGGUUAAGCUUGCGUAUUCCAUUGUAACUAUGUAAUCAAUAAAAAAUACUUUUAAAUAUUAAUUUGAAAAAAGA
Anopheles arabiensis is the source of this 1218-nucleotide messenger RNA. RefSeq names its product protein SEC13 homolog (gene Sec13). Bases 138 to 1109 code for a protein of 323 amino acids. Lineage: Eukaryota; Metazoa; Arthropoda; Insecta; Diptera; Culicidae. The record is from RefSeq and is a predicted model, not a curated record. The transcript has a single exon. Gene Ontology annotation, cellular component: COPII vesicle coat; nuclear pore outer ring. Gene Ontology annotation, biological process: protein import into nucleus; positive regulation of TOR signaling; COPII-coated vesicle budding. Gene Ontology annotation, molecular function: protein binding; structural molecule activity.